Molecule: messenger RNA, 683 nt
Organism: Linum tenue
Lineage: Eukaryota; Viridiplantae; Streptophyta; Magnoliopsida; Malpighiales; Linaceae
Source: the annotation of a GenBank genome assembly
GAUAAAAAAGAAUUAGUGGAGCUUUUACUCAAGGCAAAGUUCUAUGGCGAAUGCGAGCGCCAUAAUCACAGAAAGUGCAACUUCUUCUGCGUAACUUGCAAGGGCGCCAUGUUAUGUGAUUUGUGCACCAACAAUUCAGAUUGUAAGCACAAGAGUCACUUGGUCUUUCAGGCAUAUAAAGCUUCGGAGUACGAAACACUGAAAAUCAUGGUUAUUGGGGAGUACUUGAACAUCUCACAUAUUCAGCUUUACAAGAUCAAUUAUUUGGAUGUUGUUUACAUCAAGGCAAGGCCAAUGAGGGGACAAACUUUGAGCAAUAGAGAUGUGCCAAUUUGUGAAGAAUGCGGACGAGAAUUGGUGAUACAGCAAGAAGGAGGUUCUAGUUUCAAGUUUUGUUCCAUUGAGUGCAAAUAUAUGAGCAACGCUUGUAGUCUGUUGGACUGCAUAGAAGAAGAAGACAAUGUUAGGAAGGUUGAGAUGGUCGACAACAUCGAUAAAGGCAGCAGAAAGAGAGUGUAUGUUGACAAGGAAAUCAUUAGCAAACGUAAACAUAGAAGGAAAGGAGUGCCUAGGCGAUCUCCUUUGUUUUAGAUAAUAUUUAUUUUUAUUAACGACUAUAGUAUUAUGUUUAACAUUCUUUUUUUAUUUUUCGGUUCACAAGGUGUAAUUUUUUUUAUUUUUUC